This is a messenger RNA of Branchiostoma floridae (Florida lancelet), 1476 nucleotides long. Its product is annotated as bifunctional peptidase and (3S)-lysyl hydroxylase JMJD7-like. Gene Ontology annotation, molecular function: 2-oxoglutarate-dependent dioxygenase activity. NCBI's taxonomy places the organism in Eukaryota, Metazoa, Chordata, Leptocardii, Amphioxiformes, Branchiostomatidae. The record is from RefSeq and is a predicted model, not a curated record.
CAAAUUAUGGAGAAAAACAGCUUCUCCUUCAUUUUUGUUCUACAUUUUAUGAGAAACUGAACAGAGGGACAGGUAAACUGGGAUGUCCAGUGUCAGUAGUUGGGAAUGUGAAGGGUUUGACCAGUGUCUACAAGAUGUGGCAGUGGAGGCCAGAGAGCUGUACCUGGACCCAGAGGUCCCCUAUCUGGACCUGCCCCCCUCCCCACUGGACUUCCAUAGAUCCUGGGUGUCACCCAACAAACCUGUCAUCAUCAGGGCAGCCAUACAACACUGGCCUGCUCUCAGCAAGUGGAAUCCACAGUACUUUCGACAGACCCUUGGAGAGAAGGAAGUGACCGUAGCAGUCACCCCGAAUGGUUAUGCAGAUGCCGUGCAUGAUGGCAAGUUUGUCAUGCCUGAGGAAAGAACUAUGAAAUUCUCUUCUUUUCUGGACAUCAUGGAAAGAAACACACAGCCCAAUGGCAUCUUUUAUGUUCAAAAACAAAAUUCAAAUUUUACAGAGGAGUUCCAAGAGAUUAUUCCUGAUGCAGAUGUGGAAAUAUCCUGGGCAUCUGAGGCUUUUGGAAAACUACCCGAUGCAGUCAACUUUUGGAUGGGUGAGGAGGCUGCUGUUACCUCCAUGCACAAGGACCAUUAUGAAAACCUGUACUGUGUCAUAUCAGGACAGAAAACCUUCACCCUGCUCCCCCCUACAGACCUCCCAUUUAUCCCAUAUGGACUCUUCCAACCCGCCAGAUACCAUGAGAAUGCCGAGGGCAAGUUUGAUGUGAUCGAUGAAGAGGGUGUGGAUUUCGUACCCUGGAUACCCGUGGACCCACUUGACCCUGACCUUGACAGGUAUCCUGAGUUUGGCCACGCCCAACUGCUCACCUGUACAGUUAAGGCAGGUGAGAUGCUGUACCUGCCGUCUCUGUGGUUCCAUCACGUCCAACAGUCACAGGGAUGUAUCGCUGUCAACUUCUGGUACGACAUGGAGUACGACAUCAAGUACAACUACUUCAAGUUCAUGGAAGCUGUUGUGGCCAAGAAAUAUGAUGUUUUUAAAAGGAAAAAUAAAAAUAUUGUAUCGCAAUGACAGCAAAAAUAAUUGCUCACAAAUGUGUGCCCUGUUCCGAAUAAUUUUUCCACACAAUUAGGCUGCUUUCUGCUAUGGCAGGGCCCAAUGCAGUCCAGAAGUUAGCCCUUAGAGCAGAGAGAAUAUCUCUUCGCUUUUCUGUUAUUUUUCUCCAUUAGCAGUAGGAUCAGUCAUCAAGAGCUUCAUAAGACCUACAUUUUAAUUAACAACCAGGGAUUUACAAUUUAAUCUGAGCAAGGAGGUUUGAUUCAAUAGAACAUAUAGCCAAGUGUUUUUGUGUGUGUUUAUGUUAUUGUUGGAAUCAGGAGUCAGGCGCUGUGACGCAGUGACAUGUGAGUACCCUGUGUUAUGACUGUUAUUUACCAAGCCAAUAGUUGACAUACAAGAAAAGACAUGAGCAA